Molecule: messenger RNA, 1438 nt
Organism: Cuscuta campestris
Lineage: Eukaryota; Viridiplantae; Streptophyta; Magnoliopsida; Solanales; Convolvulaceae
Source: the annotation of a GenBank genome assembly
CGCAUCCCGGACUUUUGGGCACCAUUUUUUUUCAAUGUUUCAUUCUCGUUAUCGUCAAACUCAAAGUAAUGAAUCUUUAUGGAUUGAUCCGGUUGAUCUGCGCCACAGAAUAAUUCUCGUUAUUUUUCGUCGUUCGUUGCCGUCCUUACUGUAUAACACGCGAUAAUUCGGCUGAAAAUCAUCACAGUCAUUGAAGAAUGGAGGUCUCGGCUUCUGCCCGGCCGCUAGACAACGCCGAUGAACUCAUCAACGCCGUCGGGACUUUCAUCUUCGAUUGCGACGGAGUUAUAUGGAAAGGAGAUAAAUUGAUAGAUGGAGUUCCCGAAACAUUGGACAUGCUCAGGGCAAAGGGAAAGGGAUUAGUUUUUGUUACCAACAACUCAACGAAAUCUAGGAACCAAUAUGGGAAGAAGUUUGAAGAACUAGGCCUUCAUGUCACUGAGGAAGAAAUAUUUUCAUCAUCAUUUGCAGUUGCUGCUUACUUGAAGUCCAUUGAUUUCCCAAAAGACAAGAAGGUAUACGUAAUUGGUGAGGAAGGGAUAUUGAAGGAGCUCGAGUUAGCUGGGUUUCAGUAUCUCGGGGGACCGGGGGAUGGCGAGAAAAAGAUAGAACUAAGGCCGGGAUAUAUGAUGGAGCAUGAUGAGAAUGUUGGAGCAGUUGUUGUUGGAUUUGAUCGUCAUUUUAAUUACUACAAAGUACAGUAUGGAACACUAUGUUUACGUGAAAAUCCAGAGUGUCUUUUCAUUGCAACAAACUGUGAUGCUGUCACUCAUCUAACAGAUGCUCAAGAAUGGGCAGGUGGCGGUUCAAUGGUAGGCGCCCUAGUGGGGUCCACACAACGCGAACCGCUUGUUGUAGGGAAGCCUUCAACUUUCAUGAUGGACUACUUAUCGAACAAAUUCAAUAUUGAGAAGUCGAAGAUAUGCAUGGUUGGCGACAGGCUAGAUACAGAUAUACUUUUUGGACAAAAUGGGGGCUGCAAAACUCUUCUUGUCCUCUCAGGUGUUACAAGUCUAUCAAUGCUCCAAGAUCCCAAAAACGCAAUACAACCCGACUUCUACGCGAACAAGAUUCCUGAUCUUCUCUCUUUGUAAGUCGUUGCGGUGGAUUAAAACUAAUUGUAGUUCAAAUUGGAUUAAAACUAUUUGUAGACCAAAUUCACACUGCCUUUUGUUUCAAUUCACACAUAAAACUCGUCGUUUACGGUACAAACAGUACUUGUUUGUGUCCCACAGACACGAGUUUUGUCUCUGAAAUGCAAAAAAAAGGUGGUGUAAAGUUUGUGAUUUGUAUAUUGAUACCGGUUCAAAUAUGUAUAGUAAGGCCCAAUACACCCGGUACACUAUAUUUAAUUCAGAGUAUCCGGAUCAAAGUUUAUAAUUUCGUGUAUACUUUUGGCUUACACCAAGAGUGAAUCAAACAAAUUAGAUGGGGGAGU